Molecule: messenger RNA, 2466 nt
Organism: Fusarium odoratissimum NRRL 54006
Lineage: Eukaryota; Fungi; Ascomycota; Sordariomycetes; Hypocreales; Nectriaceae
Exons: 2
Coding region: 1125-1937 (270 amino acids)
Source: RefSeq, a predicted model, not a curated record
ACGCAAAUUCGGGGGCUCAGUUACGCAUUCUCCCGAAAAUACAGAAUCUCGGAUCCUAUUGUAUACACACACAAUUUGAGUUACAUGAGAUACUACACGCAACGUUGCGAGGCUUACGACCAGGAGGGAAUGCAUCUCUUCAUUUCCUUAUAGACAAUCGCUGCAGUAGCAUAGUCAGCCUUACCGAUAAUGGGCAACCAACGUAUGCAGGUAGCUUCCUCAAGUAAUCCGCAUAUUGAAGUAUCAUAGACAAGUAUUCCUCACUAAUACCAUCGAGCAUAAUACGCACCCCUCGACAAACCCGAAACAUGCGGGUGAUUGCAGAAACCUCAUCGUAGUUGCACAUGCAAUCGCAACCACGCCAGGGGGCAUAUACCAUCAAUGCGUUGGUGCUCGCAGUGAGUGUGAUACACCUCGGUCUGUAUGACCGGCGUUGUGAUAGAUACGGGGUUGUCAAACCGGGAUGUUUUACCGGACUUGCUUAUUGGGUAUGCAAAGGAAAGAAGAGGAAAGAGGAAAUAUAAACAACUUCAAGUGUAGUAGAAUAACCCAGUUCCAUCGGGUGACCCGAAUAACGCUGCAAAGAGUCGAGUUACGCACAAGGCUUCUGGUAGUCAGUUGUCAAUGGGACAGCCUUAUUAUCUUCCGGUGUCUUACACGACACGAUGUCAGAUCGUGCAUACAGAAGGGUCCAAUCCGUUAUCGUUGUCGACUUAUAUGAGGAUUGAGGAGUAGGAAGAACGAUGAUAGUUCAUGUGCUUAAUCGUGGGUGGUGGGAUAGGCUAGGAGUGAGGUUGUGAGAGGUUGUAAAUACUGCACUCUGAUUGGACGAUGCGGGGGAAGUAGGAGUGUCGUUCCCUGGGCCUCCCAUAUAUAGUCCUCCUCCCCCCUCGACCAUUUUCUCUCAUUCUCCCCCUUUCGUAUCACUUCACUCUUCCCAUCAAAAUCCCAUCAAAAAAAACUUCCCAAUCACAUUUCCAUUUCACUACAUCACUUGAUAGCGUUCAAGAACCCUUUAAGUCCAAGUAGGACAACCUCGCAUCCACACCUGUCCUACAUUGCUGUUGCUCUCACUUGAUCUCCAUAUUUCCCAUCACACUUGUGAACGUCCCCUUCCACUUAACAUGGCAAUUAACCCUUUCCUCAAUGACGAUGAGAUGACUUCUCCUCGUUCUUCCCGCUUUCCUCCCUUGUCGUCCUCCGCCCCAGAGUUUACACAAAGCAGUGCCCUGCUAUCGUCCCAGAACCAGGUCACUGAAAAGAAACUCCAUUCAAAGAGGCGCAGGUACCAAGACGAGCCCACUGCUGGUAGUGCCGCCUCCAGAUCUCGCCGCUUGGCUGAGAUCCCUCGCCGUGUUGAGCGGAUCAGAGAAGCGGAUGCUCGGCUGCGGAAUGAAGUACCCAGAACACCUGGCCCAUACCAGCUGCCAGACUUGGAUCAGUGCUCAAACAGAGCCCAGCUGUCCUCACCUGGCCUGGAGCCAGAAUAUGAACUCUAUCAGACGGCUCCGCGCAAGCCAUAUGGUGUCUCACUUGAGGCGGCCAUUGAUAACUGGCGAGGUAGCUGGCAACCAUCCCAUCUCGCUCCUGACGGAGGCUUUGCUUACGCGGGGUCCUGGUGUCACUCAGCACCCGUGGAACCUAGUCACCUAGAGCUGGAGUGGCACAUCUCUGAACGAGUUAUCCUCGCAGACGACUGGCGCCCCGAUACACCCAGGGAUACCCGACUCUCCACGCCAGACCUGCCUCCACUGUCGACAGACUUUGAGUUUUGUCCAUGCAAUCGCUCAGGCGAUCAUGAACAGGAUAGAAUAAAUCAAGAAUUCUACUUGGCGACAAGAUCCAAGAUGGACGUGCAGAUGAUAAAUGCGCUGGCGCACAUCGCCCAGGACCAAACAGCAUCCGGAGUGAGCUCCGAUAAGUCUCGCGAGAGAUGAAAGAUGCGUGAUGGUGGAGUGAAGGUAGGAUUGGCAACAUCUGUAUAGUUUUGAGAUCUGGCGUUUAUGAACUGGCACGGUGAAUUGAGCGACGUUUUUAAGAGUGGCGAAGCUAUUAAUAAUUUGUUAGGUGUAUAUAGAGUAUGUUAGUAUAUUGUGCUUAGAGAAUGAUUAUAUGCAAGCAUUAUGUGUUGAAUGUUGCUUUUGAGGAUGAAUGCCAUUUGCUGCUUGUUGCAGGGAUAAGUGAUAUAUUGCACGUAUCAGAAUAGAGGUAGUUAGACAAGCGACGAUGCGAAAGUGAGUGAGGCUGUUGGCAAUGAUAGAAAAAUGAGGUAUUGAUAUGCCUUGAUGAUGUGUUUGACUGAACGUCUGGUGUUGAGGAGACUCAAUGGGCCCAAAAUUGGGGAAGACCUGUAGGGGAUGAGUGAGAAGUGAGACUGGGAGGGUGAAAAGCAGGCAGAAGCGCCUGGUUAGCCUGAGGCAGAAACUAAGGCAUCCAGUUCUCCGACGAAAACUGGCAACACCUCAG